Messenger RNA from Geodia barretti, 1433 nucleotides. NCBI's taxonomy places the organism in Eukaryota, Metazoa, Porifera, Demospongiae, Tetractinellida, Geodiidae. The record is from the annotation of a GenBank genome assembly.
CACCUGCGUGUACGCGCGCUAUAGCUGUGCAGACUAGACUGGACGCAGUCAAGGCUAGCUUUUUUGACCAUGGCAGCAGCUCCACCAGCACCACAACCGGUGACAGCAGCCGGAGAGCUCAACGCGCCUCCAGUUACAUGAAGGCAGCAUCCAGAGCUGUAACGGAUACCUCCAGAGGCGGACCAAGAUCCUCAGACGCUGGAAAAAGGGAUGGAUCAGCGUAGAACCAGGACCUCACUCUCAUCAGUUGUCUGAGAACGGUGGGAACCAGCUGUGUUCUUUCCAGGCAGCCAAUGUCGGCAUUCGAGUUGAGCCACUUAGCCACGACCCCAAGGACAAAAACUUCCUCUCCUUUGCCAUCAUCGGUACUGCAUCGGGCGAGGAGGUGUGCCGGUUUCGAGCUGAGAACAUAGUGCAGAUGCGCCGCUUCAUGGCCUCCCUGGGCACCAGAGGCGACGGAUUCUUCACCAAGCAGGAUGGCGGUGGAGAAGUUCCAGUUGAGGCUACCCACGGGAAAUGGGACGUCAUCCACCCAUCGGAAGACGAACUAGUCCAGCGACAGCAGCAGUUUGACCAACACGAGAAAGAAGGGGCCCAAGUCCCCAAGCAGUCUCAAUCGUCAGAUGCCCCGCCCACUUACUCCGACACAAUCCAGCAGCUCCCCAUCGGGUUUUAUUUCCCCAAAGACAGUGGAAUCUCGCUGCCCUCCGAGCUGACUACAAAGAUUGUCUUCCCGGGAAAAGACGUACCUGUCUACAGUCCCACUGCCUCUCUCCCCAAGGCCUAUCGCCGAACCUGGCACGACGCCUUCCGUCCACCACACGGCCCUCCCACCUUCUUUCCCAUCAGCAUUGGUUAUGGUGCAGAGGUGGGCCUGCAGCCUGGACUCCAAGCUCUCUGGGAUCCAGUCGGGAAGUUUUACUUUUUCCUCGACCACUUCCGACAGGUUACAUUCUACGAAGACCCUCGCCCAGCUUCCCAUCCCCAGGUCCGUGGUCCAGCACCAGCAACAAGUCUAUGGAGACAGCCGAAGUGAAGCGAGUUUGCCGGCUAAUGUGUGCACCGACUCCCAGAUAGUCCGCUCCACUGGACAACGUGCUCACUCCAAGUCCCGUGGAUGCACCCUAGUGGCGUCGGGUAGAAACGGUCAGCAUGGUGCCAGUGGGACUACUGGUCAGAGGGGGACAAAUGGCUUCCACGGAUCCAGUGGUGGUUCUGGCUCAAAUGGAUCUCGGGGAGGCGAUGGUACACAAGGAGGACCCGGAUCCCACGCUCAAAGGGAGAUGAUGCCACAGAUGCCAGUGAUAUCCUUGUGAGAGUGGAAGGUGAUCCAAACGGACUGCAAGUGACAGGGUCAACAUCGUUUGUUGCUCAAUUGGGGGGAGUGACAGCCGAGGAGGUUCUGUUUGUCAGCUGUCGAGGAGGCGAUGGGG